Molecule: messenger RNA, 4653 nt
Organism: Ruditapes philippinarum (Manila clam)
Lineage: Eukaryota; Metazoa; Mollusca; Bivalvia; Venerida; Veneridae
Product: septin-7-like
Exons: 12
Coding region: 509-2338 (609 amino acids)
Biological process (GO): cilium assembly; cytoskeleton-dependent cytokinesis
Cellular component (GO): septin complex; microtubule cytoskeleton; cell division site
Molecular function (GO): GTPase activity; GTP binding; molecular adaptor activity
Source: RefSeq, a predicted model, not a curated record
CAUUAUAUGUUCAUUCUUCACAUCUCAGCAUAUUCUAAUCUAAAUUUCUUUGUUGUCACAGAAAAAUAGCAAAAAUACUGUGAUAAAGUGAUGUUGAAUGGAUAAGUCACUCAUUCUACUGUGUGGAAUAGAAAACAUGUGAUGUUAAUAAAACAUAUAUAUAUAUAUUUACGUUUGUAUAUGAGAAGAGUUUAUCUUGGAAAUUUGCUGCAUGAUAACCAUCAGCCCUCAUCACCAGUGUAGAGAGCCUUGGAAAAUAUGUGUAUAAAAAUUGCAGUUAAUAUAACACACUUGGAUGUAUCUGUUUAUGAAAUCUCUGCCCAGAAGUUAUAUUAAAACAGAGAGUUAGCCUACAUGUGUUAGCAAAGGAAAGUGAACGAAGUACACUGAAUAAUUGUGGUUGACUCACUUUAAAACAAGCAACAGGCUUCCUGUGUGUGGAUAAAGUGUUUCGUUCACAUCUUGUUCAUUACUCAUUCAAGAGUUAUAUUGAAGGAUUGUAAACAAGAUGGCUUCUACAAAUACAAGUGUUGGUGGAGUAGCACAGCCGGUAGGUACACGCGGGCCGGCACCACCACUUCCAGAAAAACCACCAUCUGUUGCUGAGAGAACAAGAUUGUUACGAUCAAGUUUUCGUAAAGAAGAGGUGGAGAAGCCUCGUAUGGACAUAAAUAGAUCGAGUCCGUUAUCUGAGUUAACAAGAUCGGCAGGAUCAUCAGUUUCAAGUUUAAAUUCUCACACUAAUGGAGAUCGUGAGGAGUCACCACCAAGUUUCGUGAAUGGUGUUUCACCAAAUACUGUGUUACCUAAACCAACUGUACAAGCAACAUUUGUGCCACCACCAGCACCAGCUCAAAGUACAGUACCAGUGAUGGAUAAUAAAGAAGCUGAAAAACAAGCAGCAGCUCUAAGUGCUGCUAAACGUGAAGCCUUCUUUAAAGGACAAGAGUUACCUGCCCCUACACCAAAAUUUGACCCUAAUGCUCGUUUCACAUCAGAUCGACCAGAUAGAAGUGAAAGAACAAGGGAACCAAUAGCUCGAGAACCAAUCAGAAACAUGGAACCAGAUAAAGAGAAAGAACGUGACAAGAAAUAUGGUGACAGUACAAAAGAGCUGGAUGGAUAUGUGGGAUUUGCUAAUUUACCAAAUCAAGUGUACAGAAAAAGUGUAAAAAGAGGAUUUGAUUUCACAUUGAUGGUUGUAGGUGAAUCUGGUUUGGGUAAAUCUACAUUGAUAAAUUCACUGUUUCUGACAGACCUUUACUCUGCCGAAUAUCCCGGACCAUCUAACAGAAUACAGAAAACAGUCAAGGUUGAUAAAACAAAUGUAACAUUAAAGGAGAAUGGUGUACAGUUGAGACUUACAGUGGUAGAUACACCAGGUUUUGGUGAUGCUGUUGAUAAUAGUAAUUGUUGGCAGCCUGUCAUAGAUUUUAUAGACAGUAAAUAUGAGGAAUAUUUAGGUAAUGAGUCGAAAGUUGUACGCACCACAACAGCAGACACUCGAGUACAUUGUUGUUUGUAUUUCAUCGCACCAACUGGUCACGGGUUAAAACCAUUAGAUGUAGAGUUCAUGAGAAGGUUACAUGAUAAAGUGAACAUUAUUCCAUUAAUAGCUAAAGCUGACACUCAGACACCUGAUGAAUGUAGGGAAUUUAAAAAGACUAUUUUAAAUGAAAUAGCACAACAUAAGAUCAAAAUUUAUGAAUUUCCUGAAUGUGAUGAUGAAGAAGAAAAUAAAAUACAGAAGAAAUUACGGGAUCGGGUACCUUUCGCAGUUGUAGGUAGUAACACAGUGACUGAAGUAGGUGGUAAACGUGUAAGAGGAAGACAAUAUCCAUGGGGUGUUGUAGAAGUAGAAAACCUCGAACAUAAUGAUUUCCUUGCUCUCAGGAACAUGCUUAUCAGGACACACAUGCAGGAUCUGAAAGAUGUAUCUAAUAAUGUACAUUACGAGAACUACAGAUACAAUAAACUAGCUCCAGCAAAUACUGAUGGCAAAAUUAAACCAGGAUCACUUACCAAAGAUCCACUAACACAGAUGGCAGAAGAGAAAAGAGAACAUGAUGCUAAGAUGAAGAAAAUGGAGGCAGAAAUGGAACAAGUUUUCGAGAUGAAAGUAAAAGAAAAGAAACAAAAACUCAAGGAUUCAGAAGCAGAUUUACAAAAACGACAAGAGCAAAUGAAGAAGAGUUUAGAGCAGCAACAGAAAGAGAUAGAUGAGAAAUGGAAGAUGUUUGAGAAGGAGAGACAAGCUUGGGAAGAAUCUACAGGAUAUAGUAACUCUCUAGAAAAUGUCAAAGAUGCCCAUAAGAAGACGAAGAAAGGACUAUUUUGAACACCAGGUGUAUGGUUGCUAUGGGAACAAACACAUUGCUACAACAGAGGGCUUCUACAGUUUCAGUGAUAAAAUACAUGUUCAAAAUGAACAAACUGCUUAUUACAGUCAUGUUUUAUAAUUUUUUGGAUGACAGUAUAUCAAUUUGUUUACACUACCCAGAAAUCAUUAUGUUCUGCUCAAUAAUAAUUGUUGUUUUCUGAUAUAAAUAGAAAAUUAUAAUUGAAAAUAUUGUUUAGAACCUAGUAGUCAGAAAAUUUCAGAUUCAUAGUUUUAGUGGUGUACAGCCCGAAUCUGUUUGUAAAUGCGAGACACUAAAUGUUGAUGUUCUGAGGACCAAUAUAAAACAAGUGCCAAAAUUCACCAAUGGUCACCUUUAUAUGUAUUGUCAAUGUGUUUAAAUCAUUUAUUAUUGUUCUGGCAGGAGAUAGAAUAUUACAGUUAGUUAUGUGUACUUGUUUUUAUGUUGUAGUAUAGCAAAUAGUGUCAUACAUACUGAACACAAGAAUGAACUUAAAUAAAUACAUACAAUUAAAUAACCAAAAUUAAUAAUCAAUUCCAUGAUUUAUUUUUUGUCCUUUGGAAAGGAACUGACAAAACAAAAAUGUUAGUUUUUUUUUCUUUUGUUUGAGUGCCACCUCCAUAUAUUUAUAUAGAGAAAUAUUCUUAUUGGCUUUUCUUGCCUUAAUUUUCUCAACAUAUAAUAUGUUUUUAAAUAUUACAGUAAUUAUAUAUAUAUAUAUAAAUAAUAAGUGUAUGAUACAGAUGUGAAAAAGAAACAAACACCUAUCAUAACUUGGAAUGUUCUCAGUUAUCUUGCAUGCACAUUGAAGAUUUAUAUUAUAUUUAUACUAUGAAACAGAAAAAAAUAAUUACUGAUUAUAUAGUCAAAAGAAAAUACGUUUUCUGGUUUUGAAUCAGUGAAUUUGUAUAAACUGUGGCAAGUAAAAGUAUCAAUAGCUUACAUCAAUUCUUUUAAAGUAAUAAUUAUUUUUGUCAAAUUUACUAGUUGGUUUUAAAAACAUAAUAUUUGUUGAUGUAAUAGAUAUCAGAAAAAAUGGCAGCAGUUAUUUUCACUAUUUUUCAUGGGGGAGGGUUAACAAAGAGAUGUACAUGUUGAGGUAACAAUGAAAGCUUGUAUAUUUUAUGCUGUAUAUGUUUUGUUUUAUAAUUUGUUAUGCUUGUGCAUUUAGUAAAGAGUGCUAAUAUAAGUUUUACUGCAUGUAACAUCUAAACUGUAUGAGGUCAUGUACACUCGUGUUUAUAUUUUACUUUGUUUUAUAAUCAUGUAGAAGACAGGGUACAUGUUUGAACUUCCAUCAAGUUUUUAUCUUCUAAAUUUUGAUUUUUAUUUUCUUAAGAGCGGACAAUUAUGCUGAUAAUUAAUUUAAAUUAAAGAAAACAAAGUUAAUUAUUUUUGUUCUGAAAUAGCAAUGUAAUACUAUUACAUAUAAGCUUGUUAAUGGAAAGAAAAUUAACUAAUUAUGUAACAUAGUAUUAUCUUUUGUAUAUAAACAAAACUGAUAUUUAUAUCAUUUCAUCCAUUAUUAACUUGUAUUCAUAUUUUAAUCAUUUUGUAUGUUCAUGUGAACUCCAUGCAAAUCAUGAGAUGAUUGCUGUAUUAUGUAUAACCCUCAUUUUAUCUUAAAGUAUAAAUGCAGUUAGUAGAGAAACAUAUAUUUUCAUUAUUUUGUUCUGGGAUUUAUAAACACUGGAGAUAUUGUCUAUCAUAUAUAUUAUAUAAGUGUCCAUAAAGUCAUGGUUUAUGUCCUUAAAUCAACCAAAAGUUCCCACCAGUCUUAAGUAUUCCCUUUCACAAAAUUUCAUGAUAGUCUUUUUAAUGCUAACAAAAAUUGCCUUUUAUUUGCUCUAUCCUGUAAUGAAUUUAAUGUAAUUAUUAUGUUUAUUUUCCCAGCAAAAAUUCCAAUAUGGCCAAAGUUGUCGAAAGAUCUGAAAUACAGACUUAAAUAACUAUAUAUUCUAAAUGUUUCAUGUACAAACACUUAACAUUAUAACUACAUUUUUUGAGUAUAGCAAUGUGCAAUAUUUAUAUAUAACCCCAAAUUUCAUAACCACAACUUCAUUAUUACUGCUUGUAUACAAGCCUAUGCUACACCAAUGUCUGCCUGAUGUACUGAUUUUAUUAUACUUGUAUUGAUGUUGUGUAGAUAUUGUGCUUUUCUGUAACACAUAUUUUAUCAACACAACAACGUUCAAUACAACAACGUUCAGUCAUAGAUUUGUUUAUGUAUGACAUUACAUUCAUUUACUGUAAACUUUUUAUACAUUUAAUAAAAGUGGAGAAAUAGACAAAA